Molecule: messenger RNA, 1509 nt
Organism: Ipomoea nil (Japanese morning glory)
Lineage: Eukaryota; Viridiplantae; Streptophyta; Magnoliopsida; Solanales; Convolvulaceae
Product: 26S protease regulatory subunit 6B homolog
Exons: 6
Coding region: 113-1366 (417 amino acids)
Biological process (GO): proteasome-mediated ubiquitin-dependent protein catabolic process
Cellular component (GO): proteasome regulatory particle, base subcomplex
Molecular function (GO): ATP hydrolysis activity; ATP binding; proteasome-activating activity
Source: RefSeq, a predicted model, not a curated record
CCAAUACCCAUUACUCGACUCGACUCUGGCAUAACUUUUCUUGUUUCCUACUCCAUUGUCUUCUUUGCAAGCUCCCGACUCUUCUGCCCCAAGCCGAUAAGGAGCUCCAACAAUGGCGACGCCUAUGGUUCUGGAUCCUAACCCUACUCCCAAGCCUUCUUUUGAGGUUCCGGCGACCCGAACCGACGCGUCCGCUCAGGACGUGUCGUACGACGCCGAGGACGAUCUCUACGCGCGGCUGAAAUCGCUGCAGAGACAGUUGGAAUUCAUCGAGAUACAAGAGGAAUACGUCAAGGAUGAACUGAAGAACCUGAGGCGAGAGCACCUCCGAGCGCAGGAGGAGGUUAAGCGGAUCCAGUCGGUGCCGCUUGUAAUUGGGCAGUUUAUGGAGAUGAUCGACCAGAACAACUCUAUCGUCGGCUCCACCACUGGUUCCAAUUACUACGUUCGGAUUCUCAGCACCAUUAACAGGGAGCUUCUCAAACCCUCUGCUUCCGUCGCGCUUCAUCGCCACUCCAACGCCCUCGUCGACGUGUUGCCUCCCGAGGCGGACUCUAGUAUUUCGCUGCUAAGUCAAUCAGAAAAGCCGGAUGUUACCUACAAUGAUAUUGGGGGAUGUGACAUUCAGAAGCAGGAAAUACGUGAAGCAGUGGAGUUGCCUUUGACUCACCAUGAACUGUACAAGCAAAUUGGUAUAGAUCCUCCCCGUGGUGUCUUGCUCUAUGGUCCACCAGGUACUGGAAAAACCAUGCUUGCUAAGGCUGUUGCUAAUCAUACAACUGCAGCUUUUAUAAGGGUUGUGGGCUCAGAAUUUGUACAGAAGUACUUGGGUGAGGGUCCUCGUAUGGUUCGUGAUGUUUUCCGCCUUGCCAAAGAAAAUGCCCCAGCAAUCAUUUUUAUCGAUGAGGUAGAUGCAAUUGCCACUGCUAGGUUUGAUGCUCAGACCGGAGCUGAUAGAGAAGUUCAGCGUAUUCUAAUGGAGUUACUAAAUCAGAUGGAUGGGUUUGACCAGACAGUUAAUGUGAAAGUUAUAAUGGCAACUAAUCGAGCAGAUACAUUGGACCCUGCUCUUUUGCGUCCUGGAAGGCUUGACCGAAAGAUUGAAUUUCCAUUGCCAGAUAGACGUCAAAAGAGGCUUGUGUUCCAGGUGUGUACUGCAAAAAUGAAUUUAGGCGAUGAGGUAGACUUGGAGGACUAUGUUUCUCGGCCAGAUAAGAUUAGCGCUGCUGAGAUUGCUGCGAUUUGUCAAGAAGCAGGAAUGCAUGCAGUACGAAAGAACCGAUACGUCAUUCUCCCCAAGGACUUCGAGAAGGGGUACAGGACAAAUGUUAAGAAGCCUGAUACUGACUUUGAAUUCUACAAGUAAAAUGCAGAAAUAGCUGCGAAACAUGAACAAAAUUAACUUGUUUUCAAUGUAGUAAGUAUAACAGUCUCUUAACUUUUGCUGUGUGUUCAAUGCUGCAGCAGAUGGAUUUAAAUUUUAACUGGCAUUGUUAUUUUCAUGGCUAA